CUCGACGAACUGGUAAAACCUUAUUGCCUGACUGCGUUGCAAAGAGAAGGAUCGGUAGGGUUUUCUUUCGCCGGAGUUUCUCGCCGGAGAUGGAGUUAAUGGAGGCAUCUUCACAUCCUUCUCCUGCUCCCGCUUCUAUUAGCUAGAGCGACAAUGUAUAGAGAAGCUAAUUUGAUGAAUCAUGUUGUGUAUAUUGCAGUCCACAACGCCAUUUCUAUCUCGCCGUCGACAGAAUCCAGUUUAAGAUGGUCCAUCUCUUGCUCUAUUUACGUUUCAGAGACAUUGGUGGAUCUAUUAGAAAUGGCAGGGCGUCGGCCAUGGCUGCCAAUGGUGGUUUGUUGCAGCACACGAGAUGAGCUUGAUGCUGUUUGUUCUUCCAUCUCCAACAUCUCUUACAUCACUGUUACACCUCUGUAUAGUGACCUUACUGAAGCUGAACGUGCAUUGAUUCUAGAUAAAUUUCGCUAUGCAACAACAAAAUGGAAUCAAAAUUCAGCAUCCAUUCAAUCUGGAGAUGAAAAGGAAGAACAGAAAUCUCAUAUGAUAGUUGCAACUGAUUCUUGUCUUCCUCUUCUUGCUUCAGGAGAAUCAUCCAUCAGUUCUAGUGUUCUUAUAAACUAUGAACUCCCAACAAAAAAGGAAACAUAUAUGAGGCGAAUGACAACAUGUUUGGCUACAGAUGGGAUUGUGAUUAACAUGGUUGUUGGGGGAGAAGUGGUGGCACUUAAAACCAUUGAGGAAAGCAGCAAUCUUGUGAUUGCAGAAAUGCCAAUAAAUAUUUUUGAAAUGUUUUAAAGACAUUUUUUUGGGGUUUCUUUCAAGUGAAUUGGUAAUCAGGUAUCAUAGAUAUGAGUCCCUUUAUAUGAUUACAAUUUACAAGAACUAUUUUGUUAAAACAAUAACAUGUGAUUUUUAAGUAAAGUUAUCUUAUUAGACUUUUGAGAGA
Molecule: messenger RNA, 946 nt
Organism: Lactuca sativa (garden lettuce)
Lineage: Eukaryota; Viridiplantae; Streptophyta; Magnoliopsida; Asterales; Asteraceae
Product: initiation factor 4A-like protein
Source: RefSeq, a predicted model, not a curated record